Messenger RNA from Oncorhynchus keta (chum salmon), 4980 nucleotides. RefSeq names its product mitochondrial dynamics protein MID51. The transcript is spliced from 4 exons. Lineage: Eukaryota; Metazoa; Chordata; Actinopteri; Salmoniformes; Salmonidae. Gene Ontology annotation, cellular component: mitochondrial outer membrane. Gene Ontology annotation, biological process: positive regulation of mitochondrial fission; mitochondrion organization. The record is from RefSeq and is a predicted model, not a curated record. The coding region runs from base 1 to 1419 and encodes 472 amino acids.
AUGGCGGGAGUGAACGGUGACCGUAAAGGAAAGAAGGAUGACAACGGCAUGGGCACGGCCGUUGACUUUUUGCUCUCUAAUGCCAAGCUUGUGCUUGGGGUCGGAGGAGCUGCCAUGCUUGGCAUUGCAACACUAGCAGUCAAAAGAAUGUAUGACCGUGCCAUAAGUGCUCCGACCAGCCCUACUAAGAUGGAACCAUCAGGGAAAAGGAGUUGGGAAGAACCAAGCUGGAUGGGCUCGUCACCACGGGUACUUAACCACGACAUGAGGUCAACAGUGAGCAGGUCACUGCAGACUCUACCCACCUCCUCCAACUCCUUUGAACCAGACUGCAUGCGGAGGGCGGCGGGGCGGGGACGUAGCGCUGCAGGUGAGACCGACCUCUUCCGGGCCAGGAUGCGCCUCUCCCUGCAGGAGAAACUGUGGGAGUUCUACCAGGAGCGUGUGGCCAUCCCCGCUGAGGAGCAGGCCACAGCCCGCCGGGCUGCCCUGGACAUCUGCGCAGAGCUGAGGAUCUUCCUGCACGCCAAGCUGCCCGACAUGCCUCUCCGAGAGAUGUACCUCAGCGGCAGCCUCUACGACGACCUGCAGGUGGUGACAGCGGAUCACGCUCAGCUCAUGGUCCCUCUGACCUUGGAGAAGAACCUGUGGUCGUCAGUCCCCGGGGAGGACACCAUCAUGAACGUUCCGGGCUUCUGGCUGAUUCGCAGGGAGAACCUGGAAUACUUCCCCCGAGGCAGCAGCUACUGGGACCGCUGCAUGGUAGGUGGCUACCUCUCCCCCAAGUCUGUCCUGGAGGUGUUCGAGAAGCUGGUGGCGGGCUCCAUCAACUGGCCGGCCAUCGGCAGUGUUCUGGACUACGUGAUCCGGCCGGUGGUUCCUUCUGAGACGCUCACCCUGGAGGUCCAGUACGAGACAGACCGCCUUCUUUUCGUGGACUUCCUGCCUCUGCUGGUGAUGGACGACGGUGCCUCGCUCAUCGCCAAGCCACACAGGCUGGCUGCGGAGCGCCAUGAAAACCUGUGGCGGCAGAGCUUCCGUGUGGCGGAGACUGCGCGCCUGCGGGCUCUGGACCAAGAGGACGGGGGCUGCCGCUGUGCCUGCCUCAAGGUGACUAAAGCCGUGUGCAAGCUCAACCCGGCCCUAGCGCGCCUGUCGGCCAGUCAGCUGACCAACACCAUACUGCUAUUGAGCGAGAAGGAGGGCGACUGGACCCAGGAGGCGCUGGCUGACCGCUUCCUGCAGUUGCUCCGCUCUCUAGUGGGACACCUAGAGGCUGGGAGGCUCCCCUGCGCCCUGGUCCCCAAAGUCAACCUGUUCUGUGAGCUGACGCCAGUGGAGGUGGAUGAGCUAGGAUAUACCCUCUACUGUUCCCUCUCUGACCCAGAGGCACUCCUAAGGACUCCUCAGUCUGACUAAGUCUGGUCAUGGGUUCGAGGGUUUAGGACAGAUGGUAUAUAAUUCUAAGAUUCCAUACUGCAGAAGAGGAUAGGAUAUGUAAUUCAUAUGCGCUUCAGAUAUGGACCAUGUCCCCUGUGAUCAUGUCGCUGUGUGAUUGAUUCAACAUCGCGUCUCUGGAGUCCCGGUUUCAUCAAUCGAUAUGUUUCUCUUGUACUUUUUAUUUGUGUAAUUGUGUUUGAUAAAGUAGAAAUGCAAAAUCAACCACUUUAGUAUGGGGGUUUAACAAUGAAUACAGGAUCAUCCAAAUACCAGUUAAACCUCAGAUGAUGAAACCAGUCUCUUCAUAUGGUCCCUAUGCUGCACGUAAGCCGUUUAUAAGUAGUACUGUUCAGAGGGGUAUACUUUAAAGCAUGAUCAAGGAGUUGGCCAACUAACUUGCCUAGAUAUCCUGAAAUAACUUCAAAUGGGCUUGGUCUAAUUGACUUAACAAGUUAUUUCUGUUUGUUUAUCAAAGUUGAAACUGUUUUGUAGUAUACCCCUUGGGUUAGGACUCUGUUUGUUGAAUUGGGGAUUGUUUCAUUGGCUAAUAUUAUGUAGCCAGUUUGGAUUGAAUUGUGUCGGGGGGGGGGGAUAUAUAUUCAUUCUAAUUUGUGGGAAUGGAAAUUGGGGUUUAUUUGAAAGCUAUUUUGGUGGCUCCAUCCUCAGAUUGCAGGUCUUUCAAACACAUAUUAUGAUGGGUAACAUUAGUUUAAUGCUAGUUAAUAUCAUGUCUGAACAGAGGCAUGAGAAAGAUCUCUCAGAACAAGCCUCCAUAAUCGGCAUUAUUGUUCUCGACAUUUCUAGCUUACUAUUAAGCUGAGACUUGGAGGCAGGUUGCUUCUUACACUCUGCCAUGAGAUGCCAGUUCAGAUGGAUGGAUAGUUUGGUGACAGCGUCAACACUGUCGCCCCUAACAAGGUAAAUGGUCUUAAGCACUGUUGUGGUCCACUAGGAAAUAAGACCAGUGAAACAUGACAGGGGUUUGUUCUUCUACUGCAGGGUACUUAUAGUACUGUAGCCUGGUAUCGUACAGUUUGUGCUGUAGCCAACUCUUCUCGGUGUCGUGUUUGACACGGCAAGGUUAGAAGAGUUAGAAAUGUAAAGAGUUGCUUACAGUGCAUACAGUAUGGGACCAGGCUACACUUAGCCUACUCUACCGCUCUAACUGUGUAAAUGGAUAGAAUGUAAUGGUUACCAUGUGAGCCGCCGCGAAAGCAAAUAAAUUAUUGUGGUACGACUGAAAUCUUGACAUUCUUGAGUUUAAAAAAAAAAAAAAAACUAUUUUUCUAGAUUUCUUGAAGUGAGUUUUUGAAUUUGGUUCAAGUUAUAGUUCUGAAAUUGUAGCAAACUUUGCAAGGGUGGAGGCUGCUGAGGGGAGGACGCCUCAUACUAAUGACCGGGGUGGAGUGGUGUCAAACACAUUCAUGUGUUUGAAUCCAUUAACUGCAUUCCAGCCAAUAUACUCCGUUCCAGAUGUUAUUAUGAGGCAUCCUCCCAUCAGCAGCCUCCAGUGGUGGAAACGCCCACUAUAAAGCCUAAUGUAUAAAUCAUAUAGGUUUCCUAUCUUCAUGGGAUUUUAAGUUGCGGAUGAUUUGUGUUUUCUAAGACUCCUCCCACAAAGUUGUUGAAUGAAAGAACGUUGCGAAAUAAGAAUAUAUAUAGUUUUAUGUUAGGAAUGUGUGCCGUUUGCAUGAAUAAGAAGAAUACCAAUGUAGAAAGUUAAUCAUACGUUGGGUUAUUGUUAUACACCUCUGUACUGUCUGUUUAUGACGUCAAGUAUGUCUUGUGACGUUAAGAUAAAAUACUUGACCUAUAUGUUCAUUCAUAGGUCUUUGUUGGUUAAAACUGGUUGUUGCAUACAUUUGUAUGAAACAAAUCUGGCAUGACUUCCUCCCACUCAUAACACAAAAUGGUUGGUGUGCUUUUUUUUCAAAUGAAAUUUUGCGAUAGUUGGGAUGUUAAGCUGAGAGCAAAUUUAUCAAAGACAGAGCACCUCUGUCAGUUGCUGUGGAAAAAAUGUUUCCAGUUGUAAAUACAGUAUUUGUCAGUUUCGUCUUUCAGGUUUGGUCUUGCUUCAGUGGCCCCUACUGGUAUAAGGUAACUGUUGCUCAGUCAUGAUAUAUUGUCUUCAGAAAACAUUCAUACUCAUUUGUUACAGCCUCAAUUUAGAAUCUAUGAAAUAUAUAUAUUUUUCUCACCCAUCUACAGAUAAUACCCCAAAGUGAAAACAUGUUUAAGAAAAUAUAUUUUAUUUAACUAGGCAAGUCAGUUAAGGACAAGUUCUUAUUUACAAUGACAGCCUACCGGGGAGCAGUAGGCUAACUUCCUUGUUCAGGGGCAGAAUGACAGAUUUUUACCUUGUCAGCUUGGAGAUUUGAUCCAGCAAUCUUUCGGUUACUGGCUCACCGCUCUAACCACUAGGCUACCUGCCUCCAAGCUGACAUAUGACAGAAAUAUGUCAUUGACAUAAGUCUUCACACCCCUUGGUCAAUAUAUGUUAAUCACUUUUGGCAGCGAUUACAGCGUUUGUCAUUCUAGUUAAGUCUCUUAAGAGCUUUGCACACCAGGAUUGCACAUUAUCUGCACAUAAUUUUUUAAAAUUCUUCAAGCUCUGUCAAGUUGGUUGUUAAUCAUUGCUAGACAGCCAUUUUCAAGUCUUGCCAUAGAUUUUCCAAGACAGUUUUAAGUCUACUGUGUCUAGGCCACUCAGGAACAUUCAAUGUUGUCUUGGUAAGCACCACCAGUAUACAUUUCGCCUUGUUUUUUUAGGUUAUUGUUCUGCUGAAUUUGACUGUCUUAUGGAAAGCAGACUGAACCAGGAUUUCCUCUAGGAGUUUGCCUGUGCUUAGCUCUAUUCUGUUUCUUUUUUAUCCUAAAAAAAAACUCCCUAGUUCUUGCCGAUGACAAGCAGACCCAUAACAUGAUGCAGCCACCACUAUGCUUGAAGAUAUGAAGAGUGGUACUUGGCAACGGGUUGUUGGAUUUGCCCCAAAUAUUACACUGUGGAUUCAGGACAUAAAGUUGAAUUCUUUGCCAAAUUUUUUGCAGUUUUGCUUUGGUGCAUUAUUGCAAACAGGAUGCAUGUUUUGGAAUGUUUGUGUUCUGUACAAGCUUUCUUUUCCUUCUGUCAGUAAGGUUAGUAUUGUGGAGUACCUACAGUGUUGUUGAUCCAUCCUCAGUUUUCUCCUAUCGUAGCCUCUUAACCGUUUUAAAUACACUUUGGAUGGUGUAUCAAUGGUGUAAAUAAUAACUUCACCAUGCUCAAAGGGAUUUUCAAUGUCUGCUUUUUUUUAAUUUUUUUUUUUUAUGUACCCAUCUACCAAUAGGUGCCUUUCUUUGCGGGGCAUUGGAAAACCUCCCUGGUCUUUGGUUGAAUCUGUAUUUGAAAUUCCCUGUUCGACUGAGGAACCUUACAGAUAAAUGUGUGUGGAUUACAGAGAAGAGGUAGUCGUUCAAAAAGCAUGUUAAACACUUAUUGUGCACAGUGAGUCCAUGCAACUUAUGUGACUUGUAAAAUAAAACAUUUUACUCAUGAAAUUA